AUGGACUAUCAUCCAUCCCAUAAAGCUUCAAGUGUUUCAAGUACCGGUAGUAGUAGCUCGUCCCUUUGGGAAUCUGUUCCAUCACUUUAUACAGGAAAGGCGGAUUCCGUCUCGAGCGCCUUUGAUGAUUUACUACUACCUGAGCCAGAUGAGGGCUUUGAUUUUCAAUCAUCUACUUCCUUAUUAUUAACUCAAGAUGCGCUUGAAAAGCAACAGAAAGAAUUGGCGAUUCAAGAGGAGGAGAACCAUGAGAUGAUUGAUAAUAAUAGUGUUACCCUAGCCAAGAAGCGUCAUAGGGACCUAUUAUCGGAUGAUCAAAAGAGAGCAAACCAUAUUGCAUCAGAGCAAAAGAGACGUAACAUGAUUAGAAGCGGAUUCAGAGAAUUAACAGAAUUGAUUCCAACAUUAAAGAAUAUCAAUAAUUCAAAGAGUACAAUUCUGUUCAAAUCGGUGGAUUAUAUUAAGCAAUUAGAAAAAAGGAACAAGAUCCUCAAGGAAAGAUUGUUGCUAUUACAACAAAAACUUAAGCAAAAGCAAUUAAAAAAGGCCCUAAAACAACAACAAUUACAACAACAACAACUACAACAACAGCAUCCUAUGACAUACAAUUCAAUUUCAAUUCCAAGUGAUACUUUAUGCCUGCAUCUGUGGAUGAUUGGUUAUUAA
Molecule: messenger RNA, 666 nt
Organism: Rhizopus microsporus ATCC 52813
Lineage: Eukaryota; Fungi; Mucoromycota; Mucoromycetes; Mucorales; Rhizopodaceae
Exons: 4
Coding region: 1-666 (221 amino acids)
Biological process (GO): regulation of transcription by RNA polymerase II
Molecular function (GO): RNA polymerase II cis-regulatory region sequence-specific DNA binding; protein dimerization activity; DNA-binding transcription factor activity, RNA polymerase II-specific
Source: RefSeq, a predicted model, not a curated record